Annulohypoxylon maeteangense is the source of this 3042-nucleotide messenger RNA. RefSeq names its product cysteine proteinase. The record is from RefSeq and is a predicted model, not a curated record. The transcript is spliced from 2 exons. NCBI's taxonomy places the organism in Eukaryota, Fungi, Ascomycota, Sordariomycetes, Xylariales, Hypoxylaceae. Gene Ontology annotation, cellular component: nucleus; cytosol. Bases 1 to 3042 code for a protein of 1013 amino acids. Gene Ontology annotation, biological process: protein deubiquitination. Gene Ontology annotation, molecular function: cysteine-type deubiquitinase activity; cysteine-type endopeptidase activity.
AUGACCUCUACGAUGACCAAUGGCGGCCAUGCGCCUACCAGUAGUUCGGGUACAGGAAAGGCGCCAUACCGUCAUAUAGAGGACUUGGUAUCUGUUGGUGUGGACCUUGACCCCCAUACUCCGUUACGGAAAGUCCUCGAGCUUGGCGAUGCCCAUAUGCGACAGGCGAUGACAUACAACGAUUUUAGACGCCCCGAUUUAGCAUUGCAAGAGUAUAUUAAGGCAUUUACCAUCGCUGUCGAUAAAGUGCCCAGACACAAAGAUUAUCCCUCCAUGAGAUCUGACUCAGGGCAUCUGAACCGUUUAUACAAUGCCCUCAAGACGAAAAUCACGACCAAUGGCGCUACCUUUGAUAAGAUCAAGGAGGAUAUUAAGGAAGACAACCGACGAAGCGGUGUAGAGCCAACAAUAUCUCCAAAAACAUCCAAUGGACACACCCGUACGAUAUCAGCUAAUGCGCCUUCGAUACUGUCACGGGCUCAGGUAAAUGGAUCCACGGAUAUUAAAAGGAAUGGGUCUAAAAAUGAAUUCGAAACUACAAGCAAAGGCGGGAAUACAGGCGACUCUGGCACAAAUUCUAGAGCGGAAAAAAGAGAAAAACCUCCGGUACAGCCCAAACCGCAAGCAUUACAUGGAAACGCUAUCAACCAGGUCUCAAAGACAUCUUCGGGAGACUUAGCCAGUCGAUUUGCGCGUUUACGCGACUCACAAAAGCCGGGGAACACUUCAAAAUUGCCGUCGGUAGAUACAUCUAUGCCAGCAAUGCCAAAACUUCCAGAAGCAAUAUAUAGUCCUGCAAGAGGUACCGUGACCAGUGAGAUUGCCAACCUUCCAUCUAGCACUCCUCGCGGUAUGUUCAGCAGGACAAACUCGAUCACCUCGACUCCUAGCAUCUCUGCUCGCAACUCUACGGAAAACGCCAUCAUGGCCUUUAGCAGGGAGCAGUUCGCUACGGCUCAGUCAUAUCACACCUCACAAUCGCCAGCGAACGCAACACAAGUUAAAAUUCCACAAGGAGAGACCAUCUCGGCUGCCACCCUUGCAAAUCUGAUGAUCAAAGAUAUUGAAAUCUUGAUUAUCGAUAUACGCGAUCGUCAAUCCUUCGACGAGGGGCAUAUCAGAUCCCCUAGGACGAUUUGUGUCGAGCCCGAGAUUCUCAUGCGAGAGAACAUAUCCGCGGAUGAGAUCGCCGACAGUAUGGUGCUAGCCCCUUCAAACGAGAAACUUGCGAUCGAGCAACGCGACAGGGCCGAUUUAGUAGUUUUUUAUGACCAAGAUAGUGUCUCUAUGCCGAAUAGGAUAACAGGAGAUUCCUCAGAAAUGAUCCUGCACAAUCUACGGCAAGCUUUGUCACAUUAUAGCUAUAGUAGACCACUCAAGAAUAGCCCGAAAUUGUUGAAAGGUGGUCUAGCCUCUUGGCUAAACGAAUUCGGGGAGAUAUCUCUCGAGACUUCUGACACUGCACCAAAGCAUAUGCCUCUAAGCGCAACUUCUACGCCCAGGAGCCGAGGCGGAGGACGGUAUAGAACCAAGACCAAGACCCUCACUCAAGAUGAGGUCAAUCAGUUUGAGCAUAUGAUCCAAGAAGAUAAAACGGGAAUCUCCGAAUUUGACUAUAUAAAAAACAGAGAUGAUUUCAUUCGCCGCUAUCCCAGCAUAGGAGGUAUUCCAGAAUCGAUGACCACGCCUGCUAAUGAGGAAAUUCUCAGGCAGCAAGAGGAGUUUCUCACCGGUAUAGCCCCAGCUCCACCUAGGCGGCCAGCGCCCGCUAUCCCUAGAACCAGAUAUAGUGGUUUGGACUCUAGAGACGACGACUCGGAUGUUGGUGCUUUCGCCAUGGUUACCAGCGCAGCCGGAAAUAGGGGCGAUCUCGGUACGGCACCAUGCACCGGACUUUACAAUAGCGGAACUGCUUGUUAUUGCAAUUCUACCAUGCAAGUAUUUGUCAACUCGCCUGGUUUCAUCGAUGAGCUAUUAGAACCUACUUGGCCUGAGGCCUGGCGAGGACGCGAUGAUAAUGAACCAACCCGCCCGCAACUAUUGGCCAAGAUAUUGAAGAAUCUUUUGCAGUGGAUGCACAAGGGGCAAUUUAAAGUGAUGAGGUGUUCGACACUCAUGCAAUAUUUGUCCUCCAUCCAUGAAGGUCAUAUAGAUCCACACACCCAUCAAGUGGAUAGGCUAGGCGAUCGACAUCAGCACGACGUCGACGAAUUUUGUAAUUUUAUCUUUGAUCAACUAAGCUACGAGACCAACAUGACCGCUUCCAUGCCGAAACCUCAGAUCAACAUACCGAACGGGGCUAGUCGGAUUGCCCGCGAGAUAGCCCAAGGCAUUUGGAAUACCAUUUUAGUCCAAAGAAAAAUCACUUUCAUCGAUAGGCACUUUUUAAUCAACGUCUUACAGGUCAGACAGUGCGUAAAAUGCCAAGAUUCAAAUUACUCUAUCGACACAGGUCACACUAUCUAUUUAACACCCCAAGACCCUUCGAAGCGAUAUAGAUUACAGGAUAUGUGGGACAAUGUAAACAAUGAGAAAUCUACCUCGGGUCGAUGUGAAAAAUGCGGGGCGGAUGAUGCCUUAAAUUUUCAAUAUCGAAACGUAACCUUCCCUCCUCUAUUGCGUAUAUAUAUCAGAAGAUACAGGGGUGCUGUUAACGACAGAAAGGAGAAGAUUCCGGUAGAGUUCCCAUUCUCCAUGAACUUAUCGAGAUUCAGUUGCUCGGAGGACAUCAGGAAAGAAGUCGCCAACAUAUUGCCUGCACCACAUAACCAGAACGCCCUUGCCCCUCUUGACUACGACCUCUACAGCAUACAGAGCCAUACAGGCGCGACCGUCACUUCAGGCCAUUACUGGACCCUCGGCAGAACGCAGGACAAAGAUAAAUGGAUCUAUUUCAACGAUGCCAACGUCAGCUACCUCACCGGGAACGCGUGGCAGAGGAUGUUGACGCAAGUAUACGAGUGCACGAACGACGUCACACCAGUCCAGUUAUUUUACAAGCGCAGGGACGUACCUUUUCCAUGGGAGAGGAACAAUAGAUAG